AUGAGCAAGUUCAUUUCAGUUAAGUUAAUCACCCACUGGAUUUACACCUAGAGGUCUUAAAAUAGUUUAACACGUUGCCCUUGUGGUGACUCCAAGCCAAAUGAUUCCAUGAUUAAGUGUAUUGAUCCACAACGCAACAUAUGGCAACAUGUUUGCUGUGUUAUCAUACCUGAUACUGAGAAGUAUGUGGACAACAUUUCUCUUGAAUUACCUUCCUGCUUUUAUUGUCAACUGUGCCGACUUAGCAGGGCUGAUCCUUUUUGGGUCGCCGUGAACCAUCUGUUACUCCGUGUCUUAAUAGGACCCUCUACCGUAGCAACAGACGGGUCAUAUACUGUACAAUAUACUGUAAAAAGCUUUCAGCUUUCAAGAGCUAAUAGAGAAAUGCUACAGCAAGCUGAAUGCGAUAUUCAGGUUUGGUGUAUCCUUCUCAGUGACAAAGUACCUUUUAGGAUGCACUGGCCUUUACACUCUGACAUGCAAGUUAAUGGUAUUUAUGUUAGGGUGGUUAAUAGGCAACCCCAACAAAAGUUAGGGGCCAAUGGUAGAGACGAUGGUCCACUAAUUAGGAAGAAGAAAGGAGCAAAGAUUGGAAGGAUAGAGCUUAUGACUGCUUCAAGGAUCCAGAUUGCUGGUAGGUUCAAGCCCUGUGCUCACAUGGGUUGUUUUGAUUUAGAAGUUAUUGAAAUAAACCAACGUUCCCGGAAGUGGCAAUGUCCAAUUUGCCUGAAGAAUUACUCUCUAGAGAACAUAAUAAUUGAUCCUUACUUCAAUCGCAUCACUUCUUUGAUCAAAAGCUGCGGAGAUGAUACGUCUGAAAUUGAUGUCAAGCCUGAUGGUUCCUGGAGAGUUAAGGGCAGAGCUGAACUGAAGAACCUUAUACAGUGGCAUCAACCAGAUGAGGUGGGAUGUCUUAAGUUGGGACUUAGGGAAAAAAACAGUGGCCAGUGGGAAAUUAGCAAGAUAGGGGAUGCUGAUCUGGUGCCGUCUUCUGGUAAUGACCAUUCAAGAUACAAUGAAAACAAAAACUGCAUCACUCUCUCAAGCAACAUUGGUGAUACAAACAUUGCAAAUGAAGGUUUUAAUUUAGAGCCAGCAACAAAUGGUGAUCCUAUGGCCCAUGCCCAUGAUCUUGAUUCUUCAUCCUCAGAUGAAAAUGGUCCUCCAGCAUCAACACGGCAGGAUAUAAUAGUUUUGAGUGACUCAGAUGAUGAUGAUGUCAUGGUGUUGUCUCCUGGUGCUGUGAACUGUGGCUCGACGCAUGACACUGGAAAUCUGUUUCCACUCAACACACCUGAAAAUUUAGGAGAAUGUAGCGAACAAACUGGUGGAUGCCCAAAACAAAGCUCAUUUGUUGCAUUAAGAGAAGGUUUUGGUGACCUGGGGUUGUCCUUUUGGGAAUGUCCUGGGAGUCCCCGAGAUGAUCCUACUUCCCAGAUACUUGAGACCAGUACAAAGACGACAGAUAAUUCAGGUGAACUGGAAAACUACCCUGGCAAUGAUCAAUCUAAGCAAGGGCCGGUUUCUGGGGCUGAUUUGGGGGUAGCAGCAAACCCUGUAGAAGAUGGGAAUGAUAGCGCAUUGCAACCUUGUUCAUUAAGUGAAAGAGAUAGCACCAUGGGUCUUGCUAACCUGAGAGCGGACAUUCAAACAUGUGUUGAUGCCCAUUCUGACAAAUGGACAGAUGUCAGCAUUAGUGGCUCUGAUGAAGAUUUAACUACUGCCAAAAUUGCAUCUAGGAAAAGGAGCGAUCCUGGAGACAGAAUAACAGCUUUAGAUGAUAUGCUGUUCGUUUCUCAUAUUCAUGAGAUGGGCCAUUGGCGCUACAAAAAUGGGAAUGACAUCCGCCCCAUCCAUGAUCCACUAGUGCUGCGCGGCAUGACCCCUCCUCCACGACUAGUGCUGAUCUGUGUGACUCGGACGCUCGAAGUACCUGAAGAGUAUUCAUAUCCACCAGGUUUUAAUCCUAGACAAAAUGCACGUCUCCGUAGACUAAACAAAUAUCUUCUUGAUGUCUAUGGAGAUAUUGGCGGUAUAAUGAAUGACCCCUCUUACUAUACAAGGGCCUAUAAUACUAAUGUUGACAUUUGUGAUGUGUUCCAACGCCGACAAAUGAAUGACGCCGUGAAUGGUUCUGCGCCGUCGUUUGUGAAGAAGGUUCAAAUGGCCAUAGACCUCUUAUCUAAAAUUGAAGCAGUUGAAGGUCAAGCUCAUAUCUAA
Miscanthus lutarioriparius is the source of this 2220-nucleotide messenger RNA. The record is from the annotation of a GenBank genome assembly. Lineage: Eukaryota; Viridiplantae; Streptophyta; Magnoliopsida; Poales; Poaceae.